AUGGUGCGCAAAGGUGAUGAAGAAUAUAAUUCAAAACCAAGAAGCAGCAGUAAUAGUAGUAGUAGUGGUAGUAGUAGUAGUACAAGGCAUGCAUGUGCGGCGUGCAGACACCAAAGGAGGAAGUGCAAACCGGACUGCGUGAUGGCUCCGUUUUUCCCGGCUGACAAAAUGGAGGAAUUUCUAGACGUGCAUAAGAUAUUCGGAGUCAGCAACAUCGUCAAGUGUCUGAAAAGUAUCCAAACCGAAGAGAUUAGAAAACUUGCUGCUGACUCUUUCAAAUGGGAAGCUUCGGUUUGGAAACAAGAUCCGAUUAAUGGGCCUCUUGGAGUCUAUAACCAACUCAAAUCCAAGCUUCAACACUGCAGAUCAGGAGCCUGCUGCUGCACAUGUACAUGUAACCCAAUCCAACAACAACAACCGCCUUCCAACCAUAUUAUGUAUAAUAAUGGACCUCCUCAUCACAGCACCAGCAGCAGCAGCAGCAGCAAUAUUGUUAAUGGUUAUCAUCAGCAGCAUCAUCAUAAUUUUUCCAUGCCAAUGCAAACAAAUAACGGAUAUGAUGCUCCUCCUCGGCCAGCUGUGCUAUAUUCACAUCCAAUUUAUCACCAUCAUCAGCAGCAAAGUGUACGACAUUUGUCACUCCCUGCUGGAUGUACUACUGGUGGUGGUGGUGCUAUUACUCAACGACUAGUGGUAGAAAGAAGCAGCUCAGGUGCAAUGGAGUAUCAAACGUUUAACAACAACAAUUUUUUUCAUGGAACAAGCAGUACCAGCAAUAGCAUUAGUGGCAAUAUUGGCGCUCCAAUAUCCCAGCUUAUGAGACAACCAAAAAUCAACAAUCCCCCUCCUCCUCCACCACCACAUCAAUUUCAUCCUCUUCCACAAUGA
Messenger RNA from Ziziphus jujuba (common jujube), 888 nucleotides. RefSeq names its product protein ASYMMETRIC LEAVES 2. Lineage: Eukaryota; Viridiplantae; Streptophyta; Magnoliopsida; Rosales; Rhamnaceae. The record is from RefSeq and is a predicted model, not a curated record. The coding region runs from base 1 to 888 and encodes 295 amino acids. The transcript has a single exon.